Molecule: messenger RNA, 1545 nt
Organism: Daphnia magna
Lineage: Eukaryota; Metazoa; Arthropoda; Branchiopoda; Diplostraca; Daphniidae
Product: heme-binding protein 2
Exons: 5
Coding region: 215-1117 (300 amino acids)
Source: RefSeq, a predicted model, not a curated record
CUCACCUCCAAACACCCUCCCUCUUUUUUUGUGUUUUCGCCCGCUCUUCCUUGACUUUAACCCAACGACCCAGUCACGAUCCGGAUGGUCAAGUCACUCAGCGCUUGAUAUCCAUCCACUACGGACGUCUUUUCAUUUGUCUGCCUUGUUCCUAACGCAGUUUUAUUUGCUGAUUUUGUAAGCGCACAACACCCCCCAAACAACAAACAACAACAUGUCUGUCCGAUCGGGUGCUAUCGCCCUCGUCCUUGCGCUUUGCGCCGUCUCCGUCCACUCUCAGGUGUGGGGUUACGUUUCCCAGAGCUUUUCGCUCGUGCGCUCCGACAUCCUCGAAGCCGCCAAUUACGAACUGGUAGCCAACAUCUCUAACCGCGAUGCUGGAGAGAACUACGAAGAACGUUUGUACCCGGCCAACAAAUGGGCCUGCACUGCCCGCACUGUUCCCAAGACCGAAAGCUCACCCACCCGCAGCAUGUUCGUCGACCUCUUCCGAUACUUUGCCGGAGAUAACUCUGCUAAGAAAGAGAUUGACUUGACUGUGCCCGUCAACACCUUCGUCCAGCAACGCGACAACGAUGUCACCUACUACGAGACCUGCCUCGUCUUGCCCGCCAAACUCCAGGCCGAUGCCCCCAAGCCCAACAACCCGUCCGUUUUCUUGGACGAUAAACCCGAAAUGGUCGUCCUCACCAGACGCGUGAGUGGCUACUUCAUCACCGACACCGCCUGGGAGGAGGAGGCCAUCAGCCUGAAAAAAGUGCUCAAGGAGAAGGUGCCCGAGGCCGACUACCAGAGCUACUACCGCAACGGAUACGACGCCCCCAUGAGGAUAUUCAACCGCCGCAACGAAGUUUGGUUCAGAAAGACCGGUGAGGCCGCCCAAAAGACCAUCGACGAGUACAAGAAACGUCAGGCUGAGAAGGUCGCCGCCGCCCCGGUCGUCGCCGAAGAGGAGAAGAAACCCGUCGCCGAUGAGAAGAAACCCGUCGCCGAUGAAAAGAAACCCGUCGCUGACGAGAAAAAGACCACCGAAAAGAAGACGGAAGAGAAGAAGAAGGUCGAGGAGCCCAAGAAGACCGAAGAGCCCAAGAAGGACGCCGCUCAAAAUAGAGAAUAAAUCUGGACGUUCUUGGUGUGCUUUUGUUUUGUUUUUUUGUUUUUUCCCGGAAUCCUCCUGCCCCCAUCCCCAUUUAGUGCGGAAGAGAGCGACUCCUUUUCUCUUGAAGGGCGCUGUGCUGCAAAGACAAACACUCUUUUGGCCAUUAAUUUAUUCUAGAUAUUCUAUCAAUGUACAAUUUCUGUUUUACCCAGUUGAACUCGCUGUCAAGAGUGUGUUGCCAAGUGGGUUCUCCUCUUUAACUUGUUGUUUCAACCCUUUCCUACCAAAACCCAAAACAGGGUCGAGAGGUCGUUUCUUUUCCACUUUCCCAUUCUUUUGGCCAACCAAAUGCCAAUAUAUUUAUACAUCGACUCAUUUUUUUGUAUGUGUUGCAUACUCUGGCUUCUCUAGUGAGGCUUUUCAAAUACACCUUUUUCGAUUACAAA